AUGCCGAGAGCCGAACUUGAGAAGAAGCACGAGGAGAUGUUUCGAGUUGACAAAUAUUGCCCAAAGCUGGAGGAGUCUGCACCUUCUGGUAGUCCGCCUUCAUUCGGUGGUAAGUGUAACAUGCCGUACAAAUAUACGAACUAUUUUAGAAAUUCAGGCCGCAAGAUCAAUAGAUCAGUUAGUGACAAGAGGAAGCAAUUUAAAUGGUAUCUCAUGCAGAAGAGAAGCAAACAGCCUGCCCGAUCUUGCAUUGCUCCGCAGUAUCCCCGUAUCGACCAUCUGCAAGUCUCAAAUUUGGGGUCUGAAGCAUUAAAGCUCAGGGUGUUGAGUCAUUUGGCCAUGCUGUGUAUUGCAGGCAGCAAAAAACGGCGGGGUAAUACGGGCGCCGACAAACUAAAAAGCAAAUAUGAUAUCGGCCAUGGUAUUUGUGAUUGGACACAACGUACAACGGGUAGUCAUGCAGGAAGAAACGAGUUCGGUAUGCGAGCCAUUCUGGGCAGCCUUGAAACACCAUAUAUGCUAAACCAGAGCUGA
This is a messenger RNA of Lindgomyces ingoldianus, 534 nucleotides long. RefSeq lists its product as uncharacterized. The record is from RefSeq and is a predicted model, not a curated record. Lineage: Eukaryota; Fungi; Ascomycota; Dothideomycetes; Pleosporales; Lindgomycetaceae. The transcript has 8 exons. The coding region runs from base 1 to 534 and encodes 177 amino acids.